AUGGCAGCCUUCGGCUCGCAGGCUCCUCUGAAUGUCAAGAAACGUCCGACACACGCAAGAUACUCUCGAAAAGAUCGUGAUAUCGAAAAGAAUAGAUACGAAACCGAGUCCAGUUCCGACGAUGAUGAUUCCGAAGACUACAGCUCAGAAGAGGAUGGCUCUCCCGUCUCCUCUCGAGGGACAUCGGGCUCAUAUUCCUCCAAUAGACCGCUGGUACGGAGAAAAUCGUCUGCGGGUUCGCAGCGGCCUUCGCAGACAUCAUACAAGCUGCCAGACAGAGUGAUUCGGUAUCUUUGUUUGGGUUUGAUUUCUACCAUCAUAAUAUUCAUAAUUACUUUGAUUCGAAUGAGUGUGGUUUCCUCGCGGAGAGUGGCAGCUGGAGAUGUGGGAAAAAGACCGCCGCCUCAACCGGAACCUUGGGAACAUUUCAACUUCUUGAGCAGAUAUUAUGGCGGGAUAAAAACCUUGGUGCCUUUGGCGGAGAACGACCCAGAAUACCCUCUACCGAUCGACGAACCGCUUCCUGCAGACAAGACCGGCGAAGCGACGAUUGUGGCAGUCCGAGAGACGCCCAAAAGCAAGCCAUUCGAUGCAUACAAGAACCAGAGCUCAGAUGCUUAUGUGAAUGAGUAUGGGCCGGUGAAGGAAUGUUUCUUGGAUGCCGAAUCAACAAUUAGGAUACCUCAAUUGCAAUACUACCAAGGCAGACCGAGCGGAUUUCCCGACAAUGUGAUGGGCUCUUAUGAAUUAAUUGGAUUGCCAGAAGAUAUUUGCUUCGAACGCUAUGGAAGACUGGGACCAUAUGGACACGGCUAUUCUCUGAAGUAUGGUGGAAUGGGUACUGGACAACAUGGGGACGCAGAAGGAUCGAGCGCUGUUUGGGAAGACAAGUCCGGGUCUCUUGCUAAUCAAGUUGACUUUAGCAAGGUAAACUGGGGAGAGGCACAGAAAAGGUGUCAUCAAGCAAAUGCUGGUCGAUUCGAGAAGAAGGUCGCCGUCAAGGAGCUUCCUACAACGUAUUCUAUUCUCGAUGAAGAAACAUCCGCAGGAGAAAAACGAGCGGAGUCGAUACCUUCGAAUUCCACUAGAUUUACAAAUAAGCUUCCCCGAACAGCAGUAGUGAUCAGAUCUUACGAUGACUUCCAAUACCGUGAGGAGGAUAUCCUACAGCUUCGGGCAAUGAUUUCGGAACUUUCGCUCGGAUCAGGAGGAGAGUAUGAUGUUCAUCUUCUUGUCCAAGUCAAGGAUGAAGCUAAGCAUCCAAUCUGGGCAGACGAGCAAACAUAUCAGGAGCAUCUCAAUGCAUCAGUGCCAGAAGAAUUCCGCAGCAUGACGACACUAUGGAGUACAACUCAAAUGCUCAUGCUCUAUCAAGGCAUCUUUGACACCUUUGCUCGCGGUCCAGAUCUUCCAGCACAUGGCUCAUACAGAGGUCUUCAGAUGGCAAUGCAGCACUUUGCUCAAAAACACCAGGAGUAUGAUUUCUUCUGGCACUGGGAGAUUGAUAUUCGCUACACUGGACACUAUUACAACCUAUUCUCCCAGAUUGACAGUUGGGCAAGAAAGCAACCUCGCAAAGGUAUUUGGGAGAGAAGCAGUAGAUUCUACGUCCCAUCUGUUCAUGGAUCGUGGGAGGAUUUCAAGCAAAUGGUAAGAGUGCAAACCGAAAUAGGUGCCAAAAGACCCGAAGAUAUAUGGUCUGGUCUCCCAGGAGCAAAGAAGCCACUACCAGCACCCAAAGGAGAAAAGCCAAUCUGGGGACCCGAAAGACCGAAAGACCCAGCAGACUGGUUCGAGACAGAAUCAGACCCCACACCUAUCGGCACAUACGAAAAAGACAAAUACACCUGGGGCGUAGGCGAAGACGCCGACCUCAUAACUUUCAACCCCCUCUUCGACCCUGAAGAAACCACAUGGCUCCUAGCAGACGACUAUACAGGCUACAACAUCACCGAAGGCCCUGUUCCCCGACGUGCCGCAAUCGUCACCUCCUCACGAAUGUCCAGACGUCUUCUCAAUACUAUGCACCGCGAAACAGCUUUCAAAAAACACCAUGCCUUCUCCGAGAUGUGGGCCCCCACCGCAGCUCUCCACCACGGCUACAAACCUGUCUACGUCCCGCACCCCAUGUUCGUUGACCGCGAGUGGCCCACCGCCUACCUCGCCAGCGUCAUGAAUUCCGGCCGUAAUGGUGCAACCGGUGGUUCGCGGAACAGCGUUUUCGGUGAACGAGAGCAUAAUCUCAAGGGCAUGACUUGGUACUAUAACGCCGGGUUUGCGCCAAAUCUUUGGAAGAGAUGGCUUGGCCUCAAGGUUGAUAAUGAGGGCGGCGAGGAGUUUGAGACGGUUGUUGAUGAGGGACGGGAUGGAAAGGGUGUUUUGGGGAUGAAGGGAGGCGAGGGAAGGAUGUGCUUGCCGCCUAUGUUGAUUCAUCCUGUUAAGGGGGUUGAAUUGCCUGUCGAGGGAGCUUUUGGGGUUAAGAGCGAGGAGGUUGUGGAGAGUGAUCCUGCGGCUUGA
Messenger RNA from Hymenoscyphus albidus, 2517 nucleotides. The record is from the annotation of a GenBank genome assembly. NCBI's taxonomy places the organism in Eukaryota, Fungi, Ascomycota, Leotiomycetes, Helotiales, Helotiaceae.